Sciurus carolinensis (gray squirrel) is the source of this 1568-nucleotide messenger RNA. It is a transcript of the gene Prss22, whose product is annotated as serine protease 22. Gene Ontology annotation, biological process: proteolysis. Bases 332 to 1474 code for a protein of 380 amino acids. The transcript has 7 exons. The record is from RefSeq and is a predicted model, not a curated record. Gene Ontology annotation, molecular function: serine-type endopeptidase activity. Lineage: Eukaryota; Metazoa; Chordata; Mammalia; Rodentia; Sciuridae.
UCGGGCCCUUGGAGGCGGGAGCCGUUACUGAGCUGGGUCCUCCUCUUGCCAGGCCAGGGCCACCAAGGCCCUGGGGUUCCCCAAUACCCUAUGCCCAGACUUGAGCCACUCCAGACCCAGGCCUUCCCCAUGCUGGACCCCUAUUCCAUGCAGUGGGGACACUCCCUCACCUGGACAAUGUCAAGACCACACCCUGGACCUCCGGACUUCACAUCGCUGAUAGUCUGGAGUCUGGGCCCCAGCCCAGCCACCCAGGCCUCAGGUAGAGCCCCCAGGCCCUGGUAACGGCUAUUUCCUGCCACAGCCCCACCUCCUGUGACCUACGGCCUGGAUGGCUCAGACAAGGCACCUGGGGGACUGGUCCAGCAGCAUUCCACUUCCCGGGAUAAAACCCGGCAGCCUGCAGGGAGCCCCACACACCACAGCCGCCCGUCCUGCCCUCUCAUCCCCAACACGCCAUCUGGCUGGGCCUCGACCCCCACCAGCCAUGGAGGUUCCCAGGCCUCCCCCAGCCCUGGGUGGGGGCUGCCGCAGGGUCCUGACUGCUCUGCUGCUCCUGGUGUCCACAGUGGAUGGAGCAGGCACAGGCAGGACAGAAGCAGCCACCCUCAGUGCCACCAAGAUUCCUGUGUCCCCAGACUGCGGGAAGCCACAGCAGCUGAACCGGAUCGUGGGCGGCCAGGACAGCGCAGAUGCCGAGUGGCCCUGGGUUGUGAGCAUCCAGAAGAACGGCACCCACCACUGCGCGGGCUCGCUGCUCACCAACCGCUGGGUGGUCACUGCAGCCCACUGUUUCAAGGGCAGUCUGAACACGCCAUCCCUGUUCUCGGUGCUGCUGGGCGCUUGGCAGUUGGAGAACCCUGGGCCUCGGUCUCAGGAGGUGGGUAUCGCCUGGGUGCUGCCCCACCCUGGGUACUCCUGGAAGGAGGGGAACCGUGCAGAUAUCGCCCUGGUGCGUCUCGAACACUCCAUCCAGUUCUCUGAGCGAAUCCUGCCCAUCUGCCUCCCGGAUUCUUCUGUUCAUCUCCCUCCAAACACUGACUGCUGGAUCGCAGGCUGGGGGAGCAUCCGCGAAGGAGAGCCCCUGCCACACCCUCAGAUCCUGCAGAAGCUGAAGGUGCCCAUCAUCCACUCGGAUAUCUGCAGCCGACUGUACUGGCGGGGCUCGGGGCAGGAGACCAUCACCGAGGACAUGCUGUGUGCAGGCUACCUGGAAGGGCAGCGGGAUGCCUGUCUGGGCGACUCCGGAGGCCCCCUGAUGUGCCAGGUCGAUGGGGCCUGGCUGCUGGCAGGCAUCAUCAGCUGGGGCGAGGGCUGCGCGGAGCGCAACCGACCCGGCGUCUACACCAGCCUCCCUGCCCACCGCUCCUGGGUGGAGAGGGUCGUGCAAGGGGUGCAGCUCCGCGGGCGCUCGCCAGGCACUGGGGCCCGCAGGGAGUCGAGCGCGGGCUUCCCGGGCGCCGGGCGCUCCUAGGGCGCGGGCACGGGCCGGGCCGGCCGGGGACCGUGGCCGCCGGCAGCUUCCUGGUUGUAAAUAGCCGUCUACCUCUGGGGGGCGCUCGCGGCCU